This is a messenger RNA of Aspergillus chevalieri, 1503 nucleotides long. It is a transcript of the gene MNS1B, whose product is annotated as glycoside hydrolase family 47 protein. The transcript is spliced from 2 exons. Bases 1 to 1503 code for a protein of 500 amino acids. The record is from RefSeq and is a predicted model, not a curated record. Gene Ontology annotation, molecular function: calcium ion binding; mannosyl-oligosaccharide 1,2-alpha-mannosidase activity. NCBI's taxonomy places the organism in Eukaryota, Fungi, Ascomycota, Eurotiomycetes, Eurotiales, Aspergillaceae. Gene Ontology annotation, cellular component: endoplasmic reticulum; Golgi membrane. Gene Ontology annotation, biological process: carbohydrate metabolic process; N-glycan processing.
AUGCGCCUUUCGGCCUUUCUCUUCAUCGGCCCUUCGCUGGCUGCGACCCUACCGUCCCAACCAUUUCUGCAUCAGGAGGCCCUUUCUCAAGCGGAUGCGGUCAAAGAAGCCUUUCAACAUGCCUGGAAUGGCUAUACUAAAUACGCUUUUCCUCACGACGAGUUGCAUCCAGUUUCUAACGGAUACGGAGACUCCAGAAAUGGAUGGGGUGCAUCUGCUGUAGACGCCCUCUCGACCGCCAUCCUGAUGCGCAAAGCUGACGUCGUUGACCAAAUUCUCGACCAUAUCGCCUCCGUCGAUUAUUCCACCACUCCCUCCUUGGUCAGCCUGUUUGAGACUACCAUCCGAUACCUCGCAGGAAUGUUAUCCGGAUAUGAUCUGCUGAAAGGGCCAAUGGCGGACUUGGUUAACGAUUCGUCGAAGGUGGAUAUGCUCCUGACUCAGUCAAAGAAACUAGCGGAUGUGCUCAAGUUCGCCUUCGACACGAAAUCUGGAGUGCCGAUCAACGACGUCAACAUCACUUCGCACGGAAACGAUGGUCUGACAUACAACUCUCUUGCCGGAAUGGGCACUUUGACGCUGGAAUGGACGCGUUUAAGUGACCUGACGGGUGAUCCGGAGUACGCGCGAUUGAGCCAAAGGGCACAAGAGUACCUGCUGCAUCCGCAGCCGGCCAGCAGCGAGCCCUUCCCCGGUCUGGUGGGCAGCAAUAUCGACAUCGCGACGGGCAACUUUACCGAUGCGGCGGUUAGUUGGAAUGGUGGCGCGGAUUCAUUCUACGAGUACUUGAUCAAGAUGUACGUUUACGACCCGCGCCGCUUUGGAUUAUACAAGGACCGGUGGGUGGCAGCUGCCCACUCAACCAUCGAGCACCUGCAAUCGCACCCGUCGUCACGACCAGACUUGACCUUUUUGGCGUCGUACAACCGGGGCCGGCUUGGUCUCAAUGCACAGCACCUUACCUGCUUUGAUGGAGGUAGCUUCCUGCUUGGAGGAACGGUGCUGGGUGACGACAAAUUGAUUCAGUUUGGCUUGGAUCUUGUGAAAGGAUGCCAUGCGACGUAUAACGAGACGGCGACAGGCAUUGGACCGGAGACGUUUGCAUGGGAUGCGCAGUCGGUGCCAAAUGACCAGCGAGUAUUUUUCGAGGAAGCCGGUUUCUACAUCACCAAUGAGGUGUACAUUCUGCGGCCGGAAGUGAUCGAGAGCUUCUACUAUGCAUAUCGCGUCACGGGUGAGACACAGUACCGAGAUUGGGUGUGGAAUGCGUUCGUUGCUAUCAAUGCGACAUGCCGGACAGACUCUGGAUUUGCUGGAAUCAACAAUGUAAAUGUGAAGGACGGAGGUGGAAAGCAGGACAACCAGGAGAGCUUCGUUUUUGCGGAAGUGCUUAAGUAUGCGUACCUGGCGGUGACGGGAGAUGAUGAAUGGCAGGUGAAGCCGGGCAAUGGGAACAAGUUUGUCUUUAACACGGAAGCGCACCCUAUCCGAGUGUAUUCUUAA